Molecule: messenger RNA, 1611 nt
Organism: Aspergillus mulundensis
Lineage: Eukaryota; Fungi; Ascomycota; Eurotiomycetes; Eurotiales; Aspergillaceae
Product: Zn(II)2Cys6 transcription factor domain-containing protein
Exons: 2
Coding region: 1-1611 (536 amino acids)
Biological process (GO): regulation of DNA-templated transcription
Molecular function (GO): zinc ion binding; DNA-binding transcription factor activity, RNA polymerase II-specific
Source: RefSeq, a predicted model, not a curated record
AUGGCUGAUGCGGAAAAUAUACGAGCGACACCAACGCCGGCGGCAGGCACGAUGAGAAAAGCCACACGGAAGAGCAUGCCCAAGGUCCGCACGGGCUGCGCGACCUGCAAACAACGCCGGAUCAAGUGUGACGAAGGGAAGCCUAGCUGCCGCAACUGCGAGCGCACUGGCCGGCGCUGCGAGGGCUAUCCCACCCCUGUACCUGCAGCUGCAGUAUCCGGGGAAGCCGACGAUACCCGAGUGCGGGCCCAGACUCGCCCGCAGCAGAUCACGGUCUAUAACCUCCCAUUUAAGAUCCCGGGGAGUCAAGCCGAUCGUCAACUCUUGCACUUCUACAUAUGUGAAGCAGCCGGUGGGCUCUCGAGCUUCUCCGACCCAACGCUAUGGACGAAUCUCAUCUUGCAGCGGUCGCAUCAUCAGCCGGUCAUCCGGCAUGCCCUUAUCACUCUUGCAUCGCUAUAUCGCGAUUACCUGCAGGGCGGGAAUAAAAUUCAGAUGAGCGCGUCUAGUGCAGCUAUGGAGCGGAUCGGAAAAUGCCACCGACAACUACGGCUUUAUCUGCGAUCACCGGAUGCCUCUGCGGAUAUAGCCCUUAUCUGCAGCAUCCUUUUCUUUGCGUUUGAAACACUCAUGGGCGAUUCCAUUACCGCGACGAAGCAUCUGGACAACGGGCUGUACUUGUUGAAACGCUGCCAAGCGCAAAUGGCUGCAAAUGCCAGCGAUGACUUGCUCCCACAGCUUACCUCCCUCUUCUCCCGCCUGGACAUCCACGCAAGUACAUUCGAUGACGAGCGCAUGCCCAUUCUGAACCUCGUCACGUCAGACGAAACAGCAGGGUUCGCGCACAUCGUCCCAUCGCAACUGACGACCAUCGACGAAGCGGAAGUAGUUCUCACAAAGCUCGAAAACUGGCUGAUGCACCAUAUCAUUGCGCACGUCGCGCACAAGCAUAAACCGGCCGACGAGCUCCCUAGGGACUUACUGCGCGAGCGCUUCGUCCUCUACCAGCAGUUCGAGCGAUUCUUCUUCGCUUACUCGGCCCUCCUUCAGUCGCUCGUAAAACCAGACAACAUCCCGCCUCGUGCUUUACUACUCCGCAUCCAGGCAAGGAUGUACUACUCUGUUCUGCUGGAAAACAUCCCCAACGACACAUUCGGCCCGUGCCCACCUGCUGACAGUCUGCGGAAUACUCUGCGUGACCUCGAGACCUUUCUGUCAAUGGGAAGUACCGAACAGAGUUCCAAGACGUUUACUUUAUCAUCGCAACUCGUUGCAAUCUUGUACUUUAUGUGCCUCAAGACCCCUGAUCGCGAACGGCGAGAGUAUGCCUUCGGGCUUCUCAGGCACUCCAGCAUGCCAGCGAAAGACGGACUCUGGGAGUCAGAGAAGGCCGCGUCAAUCGUGCAGAUUCUAAUUGACCAGACCAAGGAACGCGAGGGGUCGCUGGAACAAACCGGCAAAGACGUCUUCAGACCUGAGGAUGGGGGCAUCGAGAAUGUCUUUCGCGAGAUCAGCAAUCGGCCAAGACCCGGUUGUUUGGCGAAACGCUUGCUGGAAUCUGAGGGUGUACCUGAUGAGCCACAUUCGCCCGUCAACGAUGGCACGUUCUGA